GAAUCCUUGCCCAAAGUCCCGGUGCCGAGCAAAGUAAGGAAUUGCAAGCACAUAAUGUUGAAAUGUUGGGCGAAUGCGACUCCACAUACCCCUUGCAAAAGAAAUAUCACUCGAUGGAAUUUCUUCGAGACAACCCGCACCUAAGAUCCCGAUCUAAUAUAUUCGGAGCCAUUAUACGAAUUAGGAGUUCGGCGGUCUCGGGUUUUCAGAAAUUUUUCCAGGAAAACGAAUUUUUUCAAAUUCACACGCCAAUAAUAACAAGUUCCGAUUGCGAGGGCGGUGGGGAGGUGUUUAGGCUAUCUACUAACAAGUUACAAGAUGCAAAAGACAAACCCCCCGAAGAUUGUACCGCCUCAACGAGAAAACAAAGGGAAGAUUUAUUCCGUGCUCCCGUAUAUUUGACUGUAUCGGGGCAACUUCAUGCAGAGAUGUUGGCUUGCGCGAUGUCACGUGUGUUCACCUUUGGGCCAGUUUUUCGUGCCGAGGCAUCUCUCACCUCAAGACAUUUGAUAGAAUUCUGGAUGUUAGAGGCCGAGGUUGCUUGCCUGUUCAAGUUGGAAGAACUGUUGCAUUUCGCUGAGAGGUGUAUAAGAGAAACAACAAGGUACAUCUUAGACAAUUGCACACAAGAAAUCGAGUUUUUUAAUCAACGGAUGAACGAAGGACUUUUCGCUCGCCUGGAAAACACGAUAAACAAUCCAUUCUCUCGGCUAAGUUAUUCGGAAGCCAUUGACGUUCUUUCGAGGGCAAAUCGAAACUUUGAAUACACGCCAAAGUACGGCUGUUCGUUGCAAAGUGAACACGAAAAGUACCUGGCAACUGAUUAUUGUUGUGGGCCG
Molecule: messenger RNA, 839 nt
Organism: Acaulospora colombiana
Lineage: Eukaryota; Fungi; Glomeromycota; Glomeromycetes; Diversisporales; Acaulosporaceae
Source: the annotation of a GenBank genome assembly